AUGGUGGCACAGCUCCAGGCUUUCUUGGAAGACACUAACAUCCUCGAUCCCUUCCAGUCUGGCUUUUGCCCUGCUCAUAGGACGGAGACGAUGUUGGUCACCUUAGUGGAUGAGCUCCUGAGACAUCUGGAUCGAGGCGGAUCGGUGCUGCUGAUUCUUUUUGAUCUAUCACUAGUGUUCAGUAUAGUUGACCAUAAGCUGCUGACCCACCGCUUCGUCGAUAGCUUCGCGGAGCGGCUGCUGCUCCCCGACGGCGGCGGCGGCGGCGGAGCAGCCCCGACGAUGCCCGGCGAGACCCCGCGGAGGAGCAGCGGCAGCAGCGGCAGCAGCACCUACUUCCGACGGGUCAGCCCGGCGUGGAUGCUGCUGGUGGCGGCCGGCCUGACCUACGUCGGCUGGGCCGUCUUUUCACCGGCAACCAUCCCCUAUGACUCCCUGGGACCCCUAGGCACCUUCACAAGAUGCUUGGUGGAGAAUCACAAAGCCUUGCUGAACGUUGGGUAUGCCGUUGCUUGGAUAGUUCACGUCGCUGAAACAAUUUAUGCUCUGAAGUUGUGCCGGGACAAGGGCAUCACAGAUCCGUCAACCCAGUUCUGGUGGGCCGCCCAAACUUUCUUGGUUGGGGUUGCUUCCCUGAUCCACUUGCUGAAUUACGACCCGCUGAAGGAAACGAAACGCCAGUGAAGGACUCGGCUGGGAGAAGAACUGGGAAAUACAGUCAUGGUUCCUCUGGGUGUCGUUGUCUGUCUGAGGGCGGAGGUGUUGCGAAAUGCGUACGUUCUUGGGAAAGUUCCCCAUCUUCUAAAGGUGUGUCUUGAGUUUGCAACUCUAGGGGAAGUGAAUGUAAGACAGAACCUCUGUGCCUGAUUGUGUUUGCCCAGGCCAAUUUGAGAAAACACACAAAAGCAGU
Messenger RNA from Gekko japonicus, 910 nucleotides. RefSeq names its product transmembrane protein 254-like. Bases 1 to 684 code for a protein of 227 amino acids. NCBI's taxonomy places the organism in Eukaryota, Metazoa, Chordata, Lepidosauria, Squamata, Gekkonidae. The record is from RefSeq and is a predicted model, not a curated record. The transcript has 5 exons.